Messenger RNA from Colletotrichum tamarilloi, 435 nucleotides. RefSeq lists its product as uncharacterized. The record is from RefSeq and is a predicted model, not a curated record. The transcript has a single exon. The coding region runs from base 1 to 435 and encodes 144 amino acids. NCBI's taxonomy places the organism in Eukaryota, Fungi, Ascomycota, Sordariomycetes, Glomerellales, Glomerellaceae.
AUGAGGUAUCCACGGAAGCAGAGGGGACAAGAGGGGAUGGUGCAGACAGGCGAGGAGGAGGAGGAGGAGGAGGAGGAGGAGGAGGAGGAGGAGCAACAAGAACGAGGGAAGAAGAAGAAGCCGCCUCUCGUCUGGUCUAUGCACGCACACCACCCACACACCCCAUGGACAAGGCUCACGCCCACCACACACCCAAGUCGAGGUCUCCAGCAACCACCCUCCUCCCCACCACGCCCCCUUUCCGCUCGACGCACCCCUGACCCCUGCCGCAAGGUCGGCGUACGGUACGGUACCGCCUCUCACUCUGGCGUUGCUGCUGCCGCUGCCGUUUGCUCGCUCUCGUCGCUUUUGCUUGUUGCUCUGCCCUACGACCUCCGCCCCCUGGGCGUUUGGUCCCCUGUCAUCUUUGGGGGUUCACCAUCUGGAGGAGACUGA